AUGGAUGCGCAAGAGGGAGUCAAUAGUCGAGACGAGCGAACGCCUCUGCUGAUCCAGACCCGACCUCCAUCAUGUUACUCUGUUUCGCACGACAGUCGAAGCGAAACAAGCACACAAUGUAGCUCACCAGUAGAACCUGCACCAUUAAAUAAGGUCUCGAAAGCCGACCUUGUAUGGGUGCUAUUGGGCCUGUGGAGUGCAGUCUUCCUUGGGGCACUUGAUGGGACAAUCGUAGCGACGCUUCUAACGCCUAUUGGCUCAAGCUUCAACAAAUCAAAUCAGGCAUCCUAUAUUGGAACAUCCUAUCUUCUCUCCGUAUGCUGCUUCACCCCGCUCUAUGGCCGUCUCUCUGACAUUUUGGGACGUAAAGGUGCCAUGCUGUUGGCACUCUCGCUCUUCGGCUCCGGAACAAUCUUCUGUGGGCUAGCUCCCUCUAUGGAGGCCCUGAUUGCUGCUCGAGCUGUUGCUGGCAUGGGUGGAGGAGGAGUAAUGACAGUGUCUAGCGUGGCUGUCACCGACCUGAUUCCACUGAAGCAACGUGGUCUUUAUCAGGGCAUGGCAAACAUGUAUUCUUUUUCAGGGGCGGGACUCGGCGGCCCCCUCGGAGGCUGGCUGAAUGAUUCUUUCGGCUGGAGAUCGGCUUUCCUCGUACAGAUCCCAAUUCUGGCCCUGUCGACCAUUCUCGUAAUUACAAAGGUCGACAUCAAGCUUCCCCCCGAGGUACAGAAUCGGACGACCUACGAGAAGGUCCGCCGGAUUGACUUUUUAGGUUCGGUUACGCUUGUCGGAACGGUUGGAACGCUGCUUCUCGGAUUCAGUUUGAAGUCGACAGAAGAGAUACCCUGGUCGCAUCCCCUUAUCUGGGGACUCUUUGUCAUUAGUGCGAUUUGUGGUGUGGCAUUUGUAUAUGUAGAAACCCACAUCGCACCAUUCCCGGUGAUGCCGAUGCAUCUGAUUACCCGUCGGACACCACUUUUCGUUUCAUUGUCUAAUUUGUAUGUUCCGGUUCUCCACGCUCUGUUUAUUAAGCCAGCUCAUAUCCGCAUAGCUUCGGGAUACUUCUCGGCAGUUCGCAUGACCAGCUCUAAAGACGCAGGUCUUCAUUUACUUCCUCACUCAGUAGCAAUCUCUACUGGAAGUGUUUUCGCCGGAUGGAUUAUGCGCAAGACCGGGAAGCUGUACUUCCUAACACUCACAUCCGCCGCGGCCGCUGUAACUGCAACAGUCUCUAUAUGCUUCUGGAAUUCCAACACAAGCACGUGGCACCUUUGGUUCGAUAUCUUCCCGCAAGGGUUUGGAAUGGCAAGUCUGAUCACGACAACGCUCAUUGCGAUGAUAGCCGGAGUCUCCAAGGAAGAUUUAGCUGUUGCGACAGGAAUCACAUACCUGUUCCGAACGACAGGCCAAGUCAUUGGGGUUUCCUUGAGCGGGGCUGUAUUACAGGCUGUUCUUCUCAAAGCACUGCAAGAGAAAAUUACAGUGCCUAAUGCUGGCAUCAAUCUUCGUUCGCUCAUGUUACUAUUUGCGGACAGACACUCAACAGAAGUUAUUCCCUCCCUUGAACCCUCGCUACAAAAAGCAGCAAUAGAUUCUUACGCUCGCGCGUUGAACGUCGUAUUCAUUUGUCAAGCCGCUAUGAACUUUCUCGCAUUUCUGUGUACACUACCAAUCCAAGAAAAUCCCCUUCCGUACGUCAGAGUGUUCCAACGCCUCAAUUUCUUUUCCCCUUCGUGCACAUGCUGA
Molecule: messenger RNA, 1743 nt
Organism: Fomitiporia mediterranea MF3/22
Lineage: Eukaryota; Fungi; Basidiomycota; Agaricomycetes; Hymenochaetales; Hymenochaetaceae
Product: vacuolar amino acid permease
Exons: 17
Coding region: 1-1743 (580 amino acids)
Biological process (GO): transmembrane transport; basic amino acid transport
Cellular component (GO): fungal-type vacuole membrane
Molecular function (GO): basic amino acid transmembrane transporter activity
Source: RefSeq, a predicted model, not a curated record